Messenger RNA from Olea europaea var. sylvestris, 489 nucleotides. RefSeq lists its product as uncharacterized. Lineage: Eukaryota; Viridiplantae; Streptophyta; Magnoliopsida; Lamiales; Oleaceae. The coding region runs from base 1 to 489 and encodes 162 amino acids. The transcript has a single exon. The record is from RefSeq and is a predicted model, not a curated record.
AUGGAGAAUGAGUUACGGACGACGUUCGAAGCAGGUACUAGGCUGCGAGCGCAUAGCUUGAUAAAUAACUUAACACAAGUUGGAAUAUCCAACGACACGGACAUCUUAGACUUCGUCGAAAACAUGUGCACUUAUCGUGAGUUCCAACUGAAUCGUAUGCCAUGGGUUCACUCAACCCGUGCUACUUACUUGAGAGGUAAGUCAUUGUACGAUCUCUACUCACCGUAUUACACAUCCGAGUACUGGAAGCGUGCAUAUGGAAAAGCUAUAUAUCCUAUUUUGCAUGAAGUAGAUUGGAAUGUUCUAGCCGAAAUUACAGGUACUCCUAUUAUGACCCCCAGUGUGCGUCGUCCUCCAGGUAGACCACCCACACAACGUAAGCGAUCCAGACACAAGUGUACCACACGGCUCAGGAAAUGCACUCGCUGCGCUGGAUUUGGUCAUAACCAGACCACAUGUUUGAACCACACUGUACCACGUCCGAUGUAA